AUGGGCCAAUUUGCGACCCAAUUGAACGCGAGGCCAGCCGGUACACUACCGUCAAAUACGGAAGACCCUCGAAAAGGCGCCAACGAACAAUGCAAAGCCGUCAGUUUGAGGAAUGGAAGACAAUUAGAAGAAGUGGCGAAGAAGGCAACAAGCAAGGAUGGGAAGGAGCAGCAAGAAAAAGAAGCGGAGACUCUGACAGAUUCACCAGGUGAGAAAAGGGUCGUUGCGCCUAAGCCGACCCCUCAGGUACCUUAUCCUCAACGCCAGAUAAAAGCGAAAAAUGAGUCGUAUUACAAAAGUUUUCUUGAGCAAUUGAAUGAAUUACAUAUUAAUAUUCCUUUUACUCGAGCACUUGAACUAAUGCCUCAUUGGGUGAAAUUUUUGAAAGACAUGGUAUCAAAGAAACGGAAAUUCGGUGAACAUGAGAUGAUAGCUUUAACCGAACAAUGCAGUGCCAUUCUUACUCGCCCAAUUCCACCAAAGCUUGGAGACCCGGGUAAGUUUACGAUUCCAGUCGCGAUCGGAGAUUUUGUAGUUCUUGAUACGGAAGAAGAUAAAGAAAUUCCCUUGAUUUUGGGAAGACCUUUUUUGAGAACGGGUAGAACUAUAAUUGAUGUGUAUAACGGAAUUUUAUCUAUGUCUUUGGGGGAUGAAACGAUUAAAUUUGAUGUUUUCCGUACAAUGAAACACCCUCAAGAGGUUGAUGAAUGCUUUGCUUUUGAUGUGUUGGAUCAAUUGAAUUUUGAUUUUGUUGAACCUUUAAUUGCGGAUCCGUUGGAAGCAUCUUUGUGUGUAGGAACAUCAGUUGAAGAAGAAGAAGUGACCGAACAAUUAUGUUGGUUGGAUUCGGCAAAGCCGCUGUCAAGACCACGAUUUGAGAGUUUGGAGACGGAGAUCCCGUUAUCUGUCACUUUUAAGCCUUCAGUGAUCGAACCUCCGAAACUUGAGCUUAAAGUUUUACCAUCUCAUUUAAAAUAUAUGUAUCUUGGAGCUCAUGAGACCUUACCUGUUAUUAUUUCUUCAUCUUUGACAGGUCUACAUGAAAAGAGACUUUUGGAGGUCUUGCGAGAACACAAGCUUGCACUUGGAUGGACAAUUGCCGACAUCAAGGGCAUAAGUCCAACUUUUUGCAUGCACAAGAUCAUAUUGGAGGAGAGCCAUAAAUCUUCGGUGGAACAACAGAGGCGAUUGAACCCCAUCAUGAAGGAAGUUGUGAAGAAAGAAAUCAUCAAGUGGCUUGACGCAGGUAUUAUUUUUCCUAUUUCCUAUAGUGCGUGGGUUAGUCCGGUACAAUGUGUACCCAAGAAGGGGGGAAUGACUGUUAUAAAAAACGAAAAAAAUGAAUUAAUCCCUUCUAGGACAGUAACGGGUUGGCGAAUUUGCAUGGAUUAUAGAAAAUUGAAUAAAGCCACUCGAAAAGAUCACUUCCCGUUGCCCUUUAUUGAUCAAAUGCUUGAUAGGCUAGCUACCUUUGCUUUUAGACGUAUGCCUUUUGGUUUGUGCAAUGCUCCUGCUACUUUUCAACGUUGUAUGAUGGCAAUUUUUACGGACAUGGUUGAAUGUGGUCUUGAAAUUUCUAUGGAUGAUUUUUCUGUCUUCGGUGAUACGUAUGACACUUGUCUCCAAAUACUGGCUAAGGUUCUUCGCAGGUGUGAAGAGACAAACUUGGUGCUCAACUGGGAAAAGUGCCACUUUAUGGUGCAAGAGGGGAUUGUGCUAGGACACAAGGUGUCAAAGAAGGGGUUAGAAGUCGAUCGAGCAAAAAUCGAGACAAUCGAGAAACUACCGCCACCAAUUUCCGUAAAGGGAAUUCGAAGUUUCUUGGGACAUGCGGGAUUCUAUAGGCGGUUCAUCAAAGAUUUCUCCAAGGUAGCCAAACCAUUGUGCAAUUUGUUGGAGAAGGACGUCAAAUUCGAUUUCAAUGACGAAUGCCUCAAAGCCUUCGACGACUUGAAAACAAGGUUAGUAACCGCCCCUAUUAUUGUUGUACCCGAUUGGAAUGAACCU
Molecule: messenger RNA, 2007 nt
Organism: Erythranthe guttata (spotted monkey flower)
Lineage: Eukaryota; Viridiplantae; Streptophyta; Magnoliopsida; Lamiales; Phrymaceae
Source: RefSeq, a predicted model, not a curated record